GAUGAGACUGAGCCUGAGAACAGAGCAGCACUGACCGAACAUGGAGACUGGAACUCGAUCAUGGAAAAGAGUGGGCGCCAGGCUGGCAUCAAGGGACAGAGGAGACACAGAAGCACCUGCUUCUGAGUCAUCCGGCGGCCGCCAGGCAUCCCCACAGCAACCUCUGUCUCCACUGGUGCGGCUCUACAUCUAUGCCCUCCACGGCCUGCUCUGCGAGGUGGCCUUCACUGCCGCCUGGGACUGCUGCCUCACCCGCGACCCCCGCCUGCCCGGGCACACCAGCCUCUGGGCACUGCCCAUCUACGGCUUGGCCGUCUUCUUCGUGGAGGAGCUGAGCUUGCGGCUGAAGCGCAAGAGUUGCCCCCUGGUGGCUCGGCUGGCCCUCUACACGGUCCUCACCUACGCGUGGGAGUUCAGCUGGGGCUUCGUGCUCCGACUGCUGGGCGCGUGCCCGUGGGACUACUCCCAGUUCCAGUACAACUUCCUGGGCCUGGUCACGCUGGAGUAUGCCAUUCCCUGGGCCCUGGCAGCGCUGAUGGCCGAGACGCUCGUGGUCCACUACACAUUAAGGUUACGCCUGCAGAGCUGA
Messenger RNA from Alosa alosa (allis shad), 589 nucleotides. RefSeq names its product transmembrane protein 229B-like. Bases 41 to 589 code for a protein of 182 amino acids. The record is from RefSeq and is a predicted model, not a curated record. The transcript is spliced from 2 exons. Lineage: Eukaryota; Metazoa; Chordata; Actinopteri; Clupeiformes; Clupeidae.